GCCGCGACGAGGGCUAUGUCGUGGGCGUUCUGAAGUGGUUCGGCAAUCUGGAGCGCCACUACGGCUGGAGACUGCUCAUCCUGCUCUGGUCGUCCCAGCACCUCCUCAAGGGGGUGGUGAACCAGUUCCAGUCGUCGGCCGUGAUGUUCCUCCUGCAGGAGUACAACGUGAGCGGCCCCAGCAUGCAGAUCUACACAAGCAUCGGCUCCGCCGCCUGGGCGCUGAAGCCCCUGAUCGGCGUCGUCUCCGACCUCUUCCCGUGGUGGGGCUGCCGCAAGGCGCCCUACGUGGUGGCCACGUCCAUCAUCGGCAUCUGCAGCACGAUGCUGAUCGGGAGCGCCUCGAAGGAGUCGAUGACGGUGCUGGGGACCGUGUGGUGCCUCUUCGGCAUGUCGCUCCAGGCCUCCACCUGCGACCUGCUGACGGAGGCCAAGUACUCGCAGAAGCUCCACGAGAAGCCGGCCCACGGCCCGGACCUCAUCACCUACGUGUGGGGAG
Molecule: messenger RNA, 498 nt
Organism: Prorocentrum cordatum
Lineage: Eukaryota; Dinophyceae; Prorocentrales; Prorocentraceae
Source: the annotation of a GenBank genome assembly